AUGAGCAACCUCUUAUCCGGUGGCCCAAUCCUUGCUGUAGGUAUCAUAGUCGUGGUGGGAUGGGCUGCAUGCACAAAGUUACUGCGCAAGAAGACCAGUUUACCCGAAGCGACACCACUGUCACCAGAGUGGCAUGACCUCGUCCAUCGAAACCAGUACGGGCGGCGUCGAUUGCAUGACGAUCAACAGAGCAUGUUGAGGGACUUCGUUUUAAUCUCGAUGAGAGGUUCCCUGAACUGCGUACGCAGGAUGUGCAACUACUUGGGGAGGCGCAAAAUGCCUGAGCACCUGCGCAUCGCGCCAGAAUCCAUCAUCGACAUGGGAGCCUACCAGGCACUCCGAACGCCGAACUACAGAAACGGCAACAUUUUAGAGUUCGUCAACAGGCGAGCGGUUAGUGAUGGAAGGAAGUUGCAGCUGCUCCUGCAAAUCGCGCAAGGGCUUGCAUACCUCCACAGCCUCGGAAUCGUCCACGGAAAUCUGUACCCGGCCAACGUUCUUGUAACGGACGACGAGGACAUUGUGCUGACAGAUGCAGGAAUAUAUACCGAAGUUGUGAAAUUGAUGCUUUUGCCCUCUGGUCGCGUACGCAUUCCCGAAUCGUUCAUAUACAAGUCUCAUCAAGAACUUCGUGGAGAGGAAGUGCCAACAAAGAGUGCUGAUGUUUACGCGUUCGCAAGCACCUGCUAUGCUAUUAUGACUGGUCGGGCACCAUUUUCCGAAAUUGCCAACCCAUAUCAACGCAUUAUCAAGAUUGCCCAGGAUGGGCACACAACGCUCCCAAAACCAUCAUCGACCAGCACAUUGUUGUGGGAUCUCAUGAUGGAGUGCUGGUCAGCCGAACCAACAAAGCGACCGGCAAUGGUCGACGUUGUUCACUGGCUGGGAGUGGCCACUCCGAAUCGUUGA
This is a messenger RNA of Laccaria bicolor S238N-H82, 909 nucleotides long. RefSeq lists its product as uncharacterized. Gene Ontology annotation, biological process: protein phosphorylation. The transcript has 5 exons. Lineage: Eukaryota; Fungi; Basidiomycota; Agaricomycetes; Agaricales; Hydnangiaceae. The record is from RefSeq and is a predicted model, not a curated record. Gene Ontology annotation, molecular function: protein kinase activity; ATP binding. Bases 1 to 909 code for a protein of 302 amino acids.